This is a messenger RNA of Suillus plorans, 3582 nucleotides long. RefSeq lists its product as uncharacterized. The record is from RefSeq and is a predicted model, not a curated record. The coding region runs from base 60 to 3530 and encodes 1156 amino acids. NCBI's taxonomy places the organism in Eukaryota, Fungi, Basidiomycota, Agaricomycetes, Boletales, Suillaceae. The transcript has 13 exons.
UGAUCAUCAGAUGCCACGUUUGGUCGAUGUACCAUCACUAACAGCUCCAUUUUGUCUAUAUGCCCGGCUUCAAGCCAACUAACACAUCCUCGCCCGCGAAGCCUCUCGUUGCAGCUCAACGCUCGUCAGUAUCUCUCCAGGCAACAAUAUCCGAUGUCUCCCGCGGGUCGGCGGUCUCAAAAUCUGAACUACACAACCUGACGUCUGCAGAAGUCGAGUUUUUUGAUGCAGUUGUCAAAAGAAUACCCCCAAAUGCUACCUCGUUUCUCUCUGGACUAAAGGCGUACAACGAUGAACUGCACGAUCGGGGCUGGGAUAGCCAGACGGAGACAGUGCAUUACGGGAGGCUGCUGGAGCUCUGCAAACUCCGAGGAUCAAGCUGGAAUCACAAAUGGGAGGGGGUGAAACAACAGUAUGGUUAUAGCGGCCCCUCGAGAGUUCCAAUCCCUACGAUGUCUGCCAAAGUACCCAUUCCGACUUCGAAGCCUGCAAGAUUGACUGCCCGUCUCGCAACACCUGUCCGCGACGAGGAUGACGAUGUGUUUACCCUCCACUCUCACCAAGACCAAGACCAGGAACAGGAUUUUUCUGCAACAGAAACAGAAACCCCUCUUUCUGAUGCCGAAUCCGAACAGGCCCCUCCUCGCCCCCUCACGCGCCUGAGCCAGGCUACACGUCCCAACGCAUCAGUACAAUUGACACGGGUCACAAGGACGCAUGCAAGCCGCCCUUCGAACAGUAUCCUUCCACCUGCUCUUACACGUGUAUCUACGCCCCGUCCUCAAGCAGCCGCUGGUCAUCAUCAGCCAGCUGUGUGGGAAGGAAUGUCAGACACCACUGACGGUGGUGAUGUACCAGGCUCUUUAUCAACUACUCCGCCAUCUUAUCGCGCUGCUGUUGCAACGCCUGUCCCUCAAAAAGCACGGGGUCAGCUGAUACUUCCUGCAUCGUCACCGAUUCAAAACUCCGUAGCAGUCAAUGCGAUUGAAUUUACAAAGGGUCGCACGCGCAAGGGAAGCGUGAUAAAUGAAGAUGAAGCGUGGCAGAAAAUUAAGGUGUCACGAGACGAAGAAGAUGCUGAUAAGUUCCGUGAAGACAAACUCCUUGAACACUGUUGGGAAAUUUGGGUUCUCGGUUACCAGUGGCUAGUGACAACGAACGAACAAGUUGCUCAGGCUCGAGAUAAUGUAAUCCUAGGUUCUUCAUUACGCUCCUGGCGGAAUGCUACUGCCACGCGCCUUGAAAUGCACGCUCGCGCUGCCUCCAUUGCCGAUGCGCGCUGCCUUCGUUUUGCCCUUGGUGUUUGGGGUGCGAAGCAUAAGCAGAAAAAGCAGUUACAGUGGCGUCAUGACAUGCGCGCCAAGAUGAAGACGGUUCGCGAAAGGCAUGAAAUUAAACUUGUCAAAGAUGCAUGGGUCAAAUGGCAACAGUCCCACCGCUCUAUUCUAAACGAAUUGCAGUACAAUGAGCGUAUAGUUGCACGGUUCUUCCUGCGAUGGAGAAACUCUUUGUUGAAGCUAGAUCGCAUGGAUUCCGCUGCAGACGAGUUUGCUCACAGGAUCAAGGGGAGCGCUGCUCAUAGAGCGUGGAAGCACUGGAAAAAAAUCAUGGCUGCCAGAGAUGCUGAAAAAACCGUUGCACACAAAACAGCACUCAGAAUCAAAGGAAUCAUGAUGGACUUGUGGAAGAAGCAGACCCGUGAGCGCCAGACAGCGGGUGCCUAUCGCGAUGUUGCUAUCUUAAAACGAGCAAUAAGCAGAUGGAAAACUACCAGAGAUCGAAUGCGUGUCACGGAAAAGCGUGCCGACAAAUAUCUCGCUCGUCAAGAUGUUUUUUUGCUCCGAGCCGUCACCAGGGUCUGGAAGGCUCGCGAACGCGGGAAACUGCUCGAAAGGGUGAGAGACAUGCGUCUAGUGAAAAAUUCAAUGGCUGUUUGGAAAGAUCGCAUAAGAGAACGCAAGCAUCUUGAAGAUUAUGCUCUCGCAUUCUCCAUGCGCUCCGAUUCAUAUACUGUCUCUUCUGCUCUGCGAACUUGGCAUCAGGUCUAUACAAUUUACCAAAACCGCCGUGCCUUCGCUGUUCAACGCAACCUUGCUCGUGUGCAGUAUGAUGCGCUACUCAAGUGGCGCAUCCAGCUGAGGGCGAAGAUGAAGCUGUUGAAACAAGCUCGAUUCGUGGAGAACUUCAUUCUUCAGCGAAGGAUUUUGAAAGCCUGGAAGGUCAAGUUUGAGGAACGCCAAAGGCAGAAGAAACUCGAACACCUCGAGAUUCGUCGACUUCGCACUUUCAUGACAGCAUGGCACCAGAAAUAUCAAAGAAUGCGAUUCCGCCGGCUGGCAGCGCAGCAAAUAGAUGACCUCGUAUCUCUGCGAAUAAAACGGGAUGCUCUAAGACUCUGGACCAACCGUGUCAUUGAAAUCAAGUUGCGGGAACUGGAAGUCAGCCAGAAGAGCGCCCACGCACUAACAGUCUUCGCCUUCAAGAAGUGGAAGAACAUAUGUUUGCGCCACGUUGAAGACCUGAGCCUCAUGGAGAGUCAUCUUGAUAUCAAACGGGCUGAGAGCGUUCGCCGGAUGUUCCAUCGCUGGCUGAUGGCGGCCCGUGCUCGACGUCACAAACGCGUUACUUUACGUGAAAAGGAACUCGAAUUUGACCGGGCAAAUGUGCAGGUUGCUUGGAACAGGUGGAGAGAACGGUAUAUGGAUGAGAAACUUCGACCCCUUCUACGCCAGAUAGCCCUUCAGAAUCAAAAGAAUCUUCUCUUCCGUACGUUUGGUAUUUGGCAUUCGAAGACUCGGUCUCUCCCAGCCAUCCGCUUCCAAGCCUCACGAACCAAGAUGAGGUAUUGGGCUAUCUGGAGAGCUGCUAUGCCGCAGGCACUUCUGGCUAAAAGAGCACGAGAGACUCAUAACGAUGCCGUCCUCAAUCGACUAUUCGAAAAGUGGCACCAAGCCUACAAAACGAAAACUCACUUGAAGGAAAUAGCCCGUGCUCGCUAUCUUCGUUUGCCAUCCGUUAGUCCCGGGCGAGCCAACCCGACGCCCAAGCCCCCGGCACGCACGAGUCGCAGUCCAUUUCCUCGUCAAAAUACCCGUGUAGAGAGCGAAACGGAAGGCUCAGAAGUGGGUCCGAGCCGCCCUGCCGCUACACGGUCUUCUGUUUUGGUUAGCAGACCUAGCAUUGCACGUCUUCUUACAAACCAAGCUCGUCCCGAACCUAUUGGCCGCCAGAGUGUCAAGCCCUCAAGUCGGGGACUCCGUGAUCCCAGUCCGACGAGAUCGAACAAAACUUCCAUACCACCAUCCCAGGCACCGUCCUCACCUGUACGACCCAGGUUCACGGUGAGACGGGCCAUCAGCCCUGCAAUGUCCAGAAGCUCUCGUGUUAGGGAAGUUAGUCCCACUAGGUCAAAUUACACCUCCACACCUAGGGAGGAGCCCGAGCGCAGUCGACUCUGGCAAGAGCUGAGACAAGUGCAGAAGAGGCCAAGAGCCCCAACGGAAAAGUCACGAACACCUGAACCUCCAUGAUGAUGGGAUACCGAUGUUGUCCUUUUACUUAUAACUUAUUCAAUUUCAUGCA